AUUUAGCGGUUUACUUUCAAGCCGUAAUUAAUAUUUGAUGGUGAUAAUUACAGGAGUUCCGAACUAGACUUAAGUUUUAGAAUCUAGAUUCUAGAUAUCUAGAUUUACUUUGCCCAGUGAAAGUUUGAUAAACAAAAUAUGGCAGAAAAUUCUAAUAGAAACGCCGCUUGUAAGCCUCAAUUUGAAAACCCCUGCCCUCCCAGCAUAAAAAAAGCUUGCCCUGCACAGAAAGAGAAAGAAACAGAAGCUGAGAACGGCGCUUGUAAACCUCAAUUUGAAAACCCCUGCCAAGCUUGUCCUGCACAGAAUGAGAAAGAAACAAAAACUGAGUCAGAAGUUAAGUUGAAAAAGAUGCCUUGGUCACCCCCUUUUGAUGCAAGAUUCCCUAAUCAAAAUCAGACAAGAAACUGUUGGCAAAACUAUGUUGAUUACUUCCGUUGUCAGAAAAUAAAAGGUGAAGACUAUGCCCCUUGUGAAUACUUUAAAAAAGUAUAUUCACAUCUAUGUCCUAAAUUCUGGGUAGAGGAAUGGGAUGAUCAACGUGCAAGUGGUACUUUUGCUGGCAGAAUUUAACAACAUGCUGUAUUCCUUUCAAGUUUGGUAAUAGUUUGAUCAGCAGCAUACUGUUAGUACAGAAUUUACAAAUGAUUGUCUUCAGGAUAUGUUAAUAAAUUUGGGUUAAGUUU
Molecule: messenger RNA, 686 nt
Organism: Physella acuta
Lineage: Eukaryota; Metazoa; Mollusca; Gastropoda; Physidae
Product: cytochrome c oxidase subunit 6B1
Cellular component (GO): mitochondrion; respiratory chain complex IV
Source: RefSeq, a predicted model, not a curated record